GUUAAUAGCUAAACGCAUAAAAACAUUUACACAAUUUUUCUAUAUACAAUAGUGAUUUAUCAAAUGAGUGAGAACUCUAGAAAUUCAAUUAUGGCUAAAGAAGAAAAUGAUGUUGAUUCCGCAAGUAGCGGAAGCAAUGCAAAUCCUCCAGAACAUACACGACAAAGCAGCCUGCAACGAAUUCAGCAGAGAAAGCAAAAAGUAUUCAACUUACCAAAGAUACAGCGUAUGGCAAAACUAUCAAUGUAUUCUGCAUGUCAGGUUGAAAACUGUCGUUGCAGUGGAUGGAAAACUCCGCAAGAGAAUAGGCACCGCGAUGUAGAAAAUGGAUAUUGUCCAGAAUUCACAGAAGAAUGUCGAAAUUUGCAGUGUAAACAUCCUUUGGAAUCACAUAUCUCUCACUUGAAUGAUCUGAGUAACGAUCAGCUUAAUGAAUUAAUGGGGGCUAUAAUUGAUGCAGAAAAUUUAUUUAUGAGUAUGCAACGAGUGGAAGAUGAAGACACAAAAAAAGUUUAUCUAUAUUUAUUUCGGUUAUUAAGGCAAUGCAUCAUAUCAAGACAACAAGCAGUUAUUAGAGGACCCUUAGGAGACCCACCAUUUGAACAGCCAUCGAUUGCGAAAGCUGUUACGAAUUUUGUGUUUUACAAAUAUAAUCAUUUAAGUCAGACUGAGUUACUAGUAAUGACCGAUGCCGCUAAAACAUUUUUAAGUUUUUUGAAUCAUUGGAAUUUUGAACCACCAAGCGCCCGUUGCACUGAUUUAACUAAUGAAGAUGCUUCAACGUAUAAAAUAAAUUACACAAGAUGGUUAGUUUUUUGCCAUGUGCCUGCGUUUUGUAACACGUUACGGCAUUUUGAAACUGCGCUUGUGUUUGGAAGAACGCUAUUGAAAACUGUAUAUCAAUAUAUAGCCCAACAGUUAUUAAAAAAGUGUGUUUCUGAAAGAGAUCGAUUUCCUGUAGAAAAGCGCGCGGUUUUGACACAAAUGCCGAAAUUUUUAGAAAACUUGAAGCAUGAAGUAUUGCGAGAUAACUCUCCAAUAUGGGAUACUUCAUAUCGUCCACCUAUUUCUUAUAUUAUGCAACAAAGAAAACGUCAGCAAGAAGCCGUAGCUGCAGCUGGAGGAAUGGGAACAGGUUGUGCAAACAAAAAAAAUCCAGAUUCAUAUAAACGGGCAAGAAAGGAAAUUGAAACAGAAGAUAUCAAUGAUGAAGUUGUACUUCAAGCUAUGAAAUCGAUGAACGAUUCUAAAUUAGCUGCUAAGACUGAAAUUUUGUUUCCUGUUAAUGUUUCAAGAGAUGAAAUUGUAAAAGCUGAAGAAAAUCAACGGGCGAUAGAAUUUCAUGUUGUAGGAAAUUCAUUGUCCAAACCGGUGACUAAACAAUCCAUGUUAUGGUUAUUAGGAUUGCAUAGUGUUUUUGCACACCAACUUCCAGAAAUGCCAAGAGAAUAUAUAAGUCAGCUUGUUUUUGAUGCCAAACAUAAAACUUUAGCCCUGAUCAAACACAACCGCCCUAUUGGUGGCAUUUGCUUUCGGACAUUUGCAUCUCAAGGUUUUACUGAAAUAGUAUUCUGUGCAGUAACAAUGAGUGAGCAAGUGAAAGGGUAUGGAACACAUCUAAUGAAUCAUCUUAAAGACUACAGUAUUCAACGAGGAAUUAGACAUUUCUUAGCAUUUGCUGACGAAUUUGCUAUUGGUUAUUUUAAAAAACAAGGUUUCUCAAAAGACAUAAAAUUAGCGCGACCGGUAUAUGCAGGCUACAUAAAAGAAUACGAGGGUGCAACACUAAUGCACUGCGAGCUGCAUCCAAGUUUAGUUUAUACACAAUUUAUUUCGGUAAUUAGAAAGCAACGUGAAAUAGUUAAGGAGUUAAUAGCGCAACGUCAGCAGGAAGUUCAAAAAAUACGACCGGGAUUACAAUGCUUUAAGGAAGGUGUAAGAUCGAUACCAGUUGAAUCUAUUCCAGGUCUAAGAGAGAUUGGUUGGAGACCACAAGCACGUGCCCAUAGAACUUCUCGUCCUGAAGAAUCUGCUGAUCCAGAUAAAUUAGCUGCACAAUUUACAACUAUAUUACAAUCAGUUAAACAGCACGCUUCAGCAUGGCCUUUUUUGAAACCAGUAAAUGCCGCAGAGGUUCCUGAUUAUUAUGAUCAUAUUAAAUAUCCUAUGGAUUUAAAAACAAUGACAGAUCGUUUAAAAAAAGGAUAUUACGUAACCAGACGACUUUUUAUGGCUGAUAUGGCAAGAAUAUUUUCAAAUUGUAGAUUAUAUAACUCACCAGAUACAGAAUACUACAGAUGUGCAAAUUCUUUAGAACGUUAUUUCCAAACCAAAAUGAAAGAGUUGGGACUUUGGGAUAAAUGAUGUUCAAUUACACCCUCUCCGACUUCCACAACAAUGUUAUACACUUCUGGAUCUACACCAUCAACUUCUAC
This is a messenger RNA of Condylostylus longicornis, 2435 nucleotides long. It is a transcript of the gene Gcn5, whose product is annotated as histone acetyltransferase KAT2A. Lineage: Eukaryota; Metazoa; Arthropoda; Insecta; Diptera; Dolichopodidae. The coding region runs from base 64 to 2364 and encodes 766 amino acids. The transcript has 9 exons. Gene Ontology annotation, biological process: chromatin remodeling; positive regulation of transcription by RNA polymerase II. Gene Ontology annotation, molecular function: protein binding; histone H3 acetyltransferase activity. Gene Ontology annotation, cellular component: histone acetyltransferase complex; nucleus. The record is from RefSeq and is a predicted model, not a curated record.